AUGUCGCUAGUUUCCCUGUUCUACCUAUUCAUCUGCAUUCAAGCCCUAGUGAUCCAACAGGUCUUUGCAGCAGCAACUUUCCGUCCAAUCCCAGAGGGUGGAAUCUGCUUCACGGUGACAUCUCCUUCUGAUGGCUCCACAGAUUUGGCCUGCAUCACUUAUCAUGGCUCUGUCACUCCACCACCAUCACUGGUUCUUGAAAAUGGAACCGUCCGGCAAUUUGGAGAGUAUGCACAGUACUAUCAGUGGAACAAGGGAUAUCCAAACAACAAUACUGCCAUGCAAAACGAGCCAAUCGGUUAUGUAAGAGUCGGGUUUACAUAUGAAGGCCCCGAACACUGCAUUGUAAAGGUUGAUGGAACUGCCUGUUGCAGCUGUAGUUCCUGCUUGGAUUCCAAUGGAACAACAGUGGGAAUGAAAGCGGACUGCACCAACGUUCCCAAUGGCAGGCUGGUCGAGAGGUGUGAGCCCGUGGCCAAUUUCUUUCCCUUUGAUUUGGGUUUGGGGGAUACAUCCAUGAAGGAAUGCAAUGUGGACGAACCAUUGUUCUUGGGUCCCACACAUUUCCAAGUGGAACAGGACGAUUCCGGUGCAGCCAUGGAAGACUCAAGCGACGGUGAUGGCUCUCCUUCGUCGUUUGGUUCUGUCGAAACCAGUGGCGUACUCGACAGGGGAUCAAUUCGUGGUUGUGCCUUGAUGUCUUCUAUCAUUAUCGUCUUGUUGACAGCAAGCUUGUAA
Messenger RNA from Seminavis robusta, 738 nucleotides. The record is from the annotation of a GenBank genome assembly. Lineage: Eukaryota; Bacillariophyta; Bacillariophyceae; Naviculales; Naviculaceae.